ACCGCGUGUUUCAUAGCCAUGGCUGUGGGCUGUCACUUGUGUGCCAUGCGCAUUCCUUAAAUCUUGACCGCCACUCUUCUCGCCACCUAACAACCGCUUUCUCUGCGCAGCCCCCACCACACAAAAAUGGUACGUGAACCUUACUGCCCCUCUUGUCCUUUUAUAGUUUAUUUUUUCUCUCCUUUGCUUACAAAUGGCCGCUUUGUUUUUUUCCUUGCUAUAUAUUAAGAAGAGCUCCAAUUAACUCAAUGCACCAAAUUCUCAGAUCCAUUUCUAGCUAAUCGAUAAGGCUGAUUCAUCACCCCUAAUGAAGUUUAUGGUAUUUCUUGUGGUUUUUCCUUGGAUGGCUGCAUUUGCGUGGAACUUUUCCCAAGAUUUUGACAUCACAUGGGGAAGUGACCGAGUUAGGAUACUGGACAAAGGGGAGCAGAUCACUCUCUCCCUUGAUAAAGACUCCGGUUCAGCUUUUCAAUCCAAGAAUGAGUAUCUAUUUAGCAAUAUUUCCGUGCAACUUAAACUUGUCCCUGGCAACUCCGCCGGCACUGUGACAUCCUACUAUGUAAGCAGUACUUCUGCAUGUUUUUGCAUUUCCUGCUAAAAUUCACUAGUUUGGAUAUGCUCCUCUAAGUCUGUUUAUGCUGCAGUUAACCUCAAAAGAAUCAACAUGGGAUGAAAUAGACUUCGAAUUCUUGGGGAAUUUGAGUGGUGAUCCUUACACUGUUCACACCAAUGUAAUUACUGGAGGUAAAGGAGACAGAGAACAACAAUUCCACCUCUGGUAUGACCCAACAGCAGAUUUCCACACCUAUUCCAUCCUCUGGAAUCCCCAUGUCAUUAUGUAAGAACACUUGAAUGGUAUCUUUAUCUACAAAAAUAACUCAAAUUUCAUGGUGAAUUACUCUGUUCCUUCCCUUUCCUUUUCACCCUUCGUUCUCACUGAAUAUACAUAUUUCAGCUUCUAUGUUGAUGGUACCCCUAUUAGACAGUUGAAGAACUUGAAUUCAACUAAAGUUCCAUUCCCCAAGAGGCGGCCAAUGAGAAUUCAUUCAAGCAUUUGGAAUGCAGAAGAGUGGGCAACAAGAGGAGGUCUUAUCAAAAUAGAUUGGACCAAAGCUCCUUUCACAGCUUCCUAUAGGAACAUCAGUGCACAAGCUUGCAUUUGGCCUUCCAGGGCUUAUCCCUGCAAUUCCAAUUCAUGGCUGGCAAAGGAGCUGGAUGCUCCAAGCCUGGAAAGGUUGAUGUGGGUGCAGAAGCAUUACAUGAUUUACAACUAUUGCAUUGACACAAAGCGAUUCCCUCAGGGACUCCCUCUCGAAUGUGCUGCUACAACAUAGAUGGAAAGCCAUUCUGCUUAUUGCCAGCAGCCGCAGAAGACAGACACAACCUAUAUCACAGAUCUUUUACCAAAACCAUGCUACUAUAUCAACCUUAAGUUGCCUGAAUUUACUCUAUUUCUCCAAUUAAUUAGAAGUUGUCACUUUGAAUUAGAUAAUGAUUUUGAAUAAUAAAAGCACACCAAUUAAGAGGGUUUUUUUGUAUGUAGAAAAAUCAGUAAGCCAAUUUAACUCGAAGUUCAACUGGUUCAUAGACAUCUUUAAAAAAUAGACACCUUUAAAAGAUAAUAUGUAGGAGUUUAAAUAUCAACUACAUAA
Durio zibethinus is the source of this 1652-nucleotide messenger RNA. NCBI's taxonomy places the organism in Eukaryota, Viridiplantae, Streptophyta, Magnoliopsida, Malvales, Malvaceae. The record is from RefSeq and is a predicted model, not a curated record.